Molecule: messenger RNA, 864 nt
Organism: Tricharina praecox
Lineage: Eukaryota; Fungi; Ascomycota; Pezizomycetes; Pezizales; Pyronemataceae
Exons: 1
Source: RefSeq, a predicted model, not a curated record
AGCCUCUCGGGCAUCGUCAGCCAAAUCUACAAUGUAGUGCAAGACCUCAGCAACCACCUCGACGCCACGGCCCCGCCGCAACAACACUCCCCGUCCAAACCUGCCACAUCAAAGAUGUCCAUGCCCGAGUUCCCGACUCUGGACGAUAUCGGCGCGUGUCUCGAGGCCGUGUACACCACGCUGCACACCCGGGUCGAGGUAUUAUCGCGGCACCCGCCCUCGCACGGCACCCCCGGUGCCGCCGCCGUUGACGCCACCCGACCGCCGCUAGCGCAGACCCCAGGCCUGACAAACGGCGGGGGGAGCAGCAGCACAGUGACGUUGAAGCUCACGCACGAGACACUAAAAAAAGACGCGACGCAGCUGUCAGCGGCGCUCCUGCGCUCACAGAAACGUGCCGAGACCCUUGAGAAGAAGAUGCUGGCGUUCGAGAACGAGAACGAGCAGAACGCGCUGGACCGCGAGCGCCUGGUGGCAAAUAUCGAAAUGCUCGAGGAGACCGUCGAGGAGCUGCGAAGGGAGCGCGAUGAGGCCCGGGUGGAGCUGCAUGCUAGCGGCGGGCAGUGGUGUCGUAUUGUCGGCAAUGCCGCGAGGAUUGAGAAGGGGCUGUGGUUGGAGCUGAAGAAACGCAGGGGGAGUGAGGGGGAUAGGGGUGAGGGUGAGGGUGAGGGUGAGGGUGAGGGGGUGGGAGAUGGAGAUAAGCCCCAGGCUAGGUGCGAGCAUUGCGCCGGCAGUGUGGAUAGACUGCUGGAUGCGAAUCGCACGCUGAAGAGGCGGGUGGACGCGCUCGAAUGCUCGGUUGAGCGGAUGAGGUGCGGGGGUAAGGAGAUGGCGGAGUUGUUGCAACGACUGGGGGCGCUGGGU